AUGGCCUCGCAUGGGAGAAUGCUGCUCAUUGUGCAAGCCUCUUUGGAAAUGGUGGCAGUUGUAAUAUUAGCGGCUGCAACAACAGCAGCUCUGCCUCAAGCCCUGCCUGGUUACCAAGAGAAAUGUGGUAAUCUCACAAUCCCAUACCCAUUUGGCAUAGGAAAAGGGUGUUACAUGGCUGGAGAAUACUUUAAUCUCACUUGUAAUACGUCCACUGUACCCCCCACCCACAACAUACUGGGGUAA
This is a messenger RNA of Prunus armeniaca (apricot), 246 nucleotides long. NCBI's taxonomy places the organism in Eukaryota, Viridiplantae, Streptophyta, Magnoliopsida, Rosales, Rosaceae. The record is from the annotation of a GenBank genome assembly.